AUGGCGGGCCUGGAGCACCAGGUGCACCUGCUCAGCGCCCAGGUCCAGAGGCUGGCGGUGGAGAAGUCCUCGUUGCAGAAUCAAAACGACCUGCUGUCCAAGGUGCUGGCCAUGAAGGAGGGCCAGAUGAACGUUUUGAGGCACGAGGCGAAGACAAAGGAUGAUGAUUCACCCUCUGGGGAGGUGGGGCCCUGCCCACCGUGCUCGAUGCGUGCAGUUCUUGGCCUAGCCACCGUUGAGUCUGCCAGCACGUACACCGCGGAAGUGGUGAUGAAGAUGUCACUGGAUGAGGUGUGCCAGAAGUACAAGGAAUAUGUGCACAACCUGUCCGAGCUGUUGAUUUCGGUGGACAAGCCGGGAGGGAAUCCAGACGCGGAAGGAGAGAUACAUAAGAUCAUGGCAUACCAGGGCGAAUUGCUGGCUAAGCUGGUGGUUUUGAAACCGGAGCACGGGGCCAUGUUUGUUGGCCGGAACUUUGAACUUGGGCGCACAGAGCUGCCAGAUGAAACUGAAGCGCUAAAGAGCACUGAAGGGUUGCUGAGGGGCCUGGAGUUGACGUCCUCACAACGGAAGAGGAUUGUGGCACUCUACCACCAGUUUCAGACGAAUAUGCAGCGGAUCAGAAAGAAUCGGCAGCAUCUGAACAAGUCGUUGCAGGACCACCUGUCUGUGGCAGAGGGAGAGUAUGUGCCUGGCAUUGGGAUGCACAAAGUCGCCAAGACAACUGUGGAGAUGGACGAAGUCAUGCAGGAAUUGAAGAACACUGUGGACUUGGAGCGCCAUGAAUACAGCAACCUUUGCGGCGCGUUUUUCGCAAUGAUCCUGUCCAGCUUGCAAGCAGCUCGGACCAUAGUGCGCUCGUACCCUUUCUACCCCGAUGUCAUGGGCCUGACCAUACUGGUCGUCCGAACGUCAAAGGAGGAAGACCUGGACAGCGGGAGCGACUGCACCGGCGCCAGCUCGUAG
This is a messenger RNA of Ostreobium quekettii, 966 nucleotides long. Lineage: Eukaryota; Viridiplantae; Chlorophyta; Ulvophyceae; Bryopsidales; Ostreobiaceae. The record is from the annotation of a GenBank genome assembly.